Coccidioides immitis RS is the source of this 1524-nucleotide messenger RNA. Its product is annotated as phthalate transporter. Gene Ontology annotation, biological process: transmembrane transport. NCBI's taxonomy places the organism in Eukaryota, Fungi, Ascomycota, Eurotiomycetes, Onygenales, Onygenaceae. The record is from RefSeq and is a predicted model, not a curated record. The transcript is spliced from 8 exons. Bases 67 to 1524 code for a protein of 485 amino acids. Gene Ontology annotation, cellular component: membrane. Gene Ontology annotation, molecular function: transmembrane transporter activity.
ACCAGCUUCUCGAUAACCCCCAGAUUUAUCAGAUUGUCAGAACCUGUGCUCGCCGUGAGAGGAAGGAUGUCACGAGAUGAAGAGAAAGCUCCCGACGGCGGGGUCGAGCAUGUCGACACCGUCACCAAGAACAAUUAUUCGGAUGUCGACAUCGACGAGGAGUUCUCGUACAAGGAGCAACGAAAAAUCAUCCACCGCGUGGAUCUGCGGCUGGUGACGAUUUGCGGCCUGGGUUACUGCAUAAGUUUGAUGGACAGAACCAACACCUCCAUGGCGGCCAUUGCAGGGAUGAACCGGGACCUGGAGCUGACAGUGGGCUUCCGCUAUUCCGUCAUCGUUUUGAUCUUCUUCGUCACAUAUAUCGUCUGUCAACCUUUUGCGACCGCCAUUAUUAGAAAAAUUGGACCUCAGAUCUUUAUCUCUGUGAUUAUUGCCUCCUGGGGAGUAGUUUUGAUUGGCUUCGGCUUUGUGAAGAACUGGGAGCAAAUGGCUGCUCUACGAGCUCUCCUUGGUGCUCUUGAGGCUGGUUUCUUCCCGGGGACUGUCUAUCUUCUUUCGUGCUGGUAUUCACGAUAUGAGGUGCACCAGCGAUACUCCCUGUUUUACUUCAUCGGCGCUGUCGCUGCCUCCUUGUCUGGUAUCCUUGCCUUUGGACUAAGUCAGAUGGACGGCAUGCACGGUCUGGGAGGAUGGAGAUGGAUCUUCAUCAUGGAGGGAGUGAUUUCCGUUGCGGUUGCCAUCAUUUGCUAUAUUUUCAUCGUUGACUUUCCCGACAAAGCCGACAAAGCAUGGGGUUUCCUUAACUCGAAAGAGCAAGCAUUUAUCCUUCGACGCCUGAACAAAGACCGCGGUGAUGCGGAUCCAGAACCGUUCACUUUCGCGAAGUUCCUUCGACCUGCUCUGGAUCUGAAGAUUUGGGGUUUCGCAAUGAUUUUCUUCUGUCUCACAACCGUCACUUACGCCAUUGCAUAUUUCCUGCCCAUCAUUCUUGCCCAGGGCAUGGGAUUCGGCGUCGGAGAAUCGCAAUGUUUGGUGGCCCCGCCCUACUUCUUUGCUGCGAUCCUCAUGUUUGCGACAUCCUGGGCUGGAGAUAAAUACAAGACGCGAGCCCCCGUUCUCGUGUUCAACGCCAUCGUUACCUUGAUCGGACUACCGAUGAUGGGAUUUGCCAAGGGGAACGCUGUGCGCUACGUGGGUGUCUUCCUUACAACCGCGGGAGCCAACGCCAAUAUUCCGGCGUCGAUGGCGUACCAGGCGAACAAUAUCCGAGGACAAUGGACUCGAGCGCUGUCCAGUGCGACGUUGGUGGGAAUGGGCGGCGUUGGAGGUAUCGCGGGUAGUUUGGUGUUCCGAUCACAGGACGCACCAGAGUAUAUCCCCGGUAUCUGGGCUGCUAUCACAUCCCAACUGCUUAUCCUCGUCAUCGUUGCAAUCAUGAGUCUGUACUUCUGGAGGUGCAAUCGCAAGGCAGAUCGUGGAGAGAUGGUCAUUGAGCGGUCCCCAGAGUUCCGCUAUACAAUUUGA